UGCACCAGGCAACACCUGAGGGCUCAGCAGGCCCCCCCGAGGAUGAGGAGCCGCCCGGCGCUGGCUGCGCUGCUCGUCCUGGCGCUGCCGCUCGCCCUCGCCCGCCCCCCCGCCGCCGCCGCCCCGCCGGGCCCCGCGCCCCCCGCACAGGGGAUGCCCGUCCCGGAGCCGCUGCCCUGGAGAGACCGCGGCAUCCCCGGGGCCGCCUACGCCGCCCUGCUGCAGCUGCUGCGGGAGGAGGACGCCGGUCCGCCCGCGGCUCCGCAGAAGCGUAAGUCCCGCCCGGUCCCGGUCCCGGCGCCGCAGCCGGGCCCCGCGGCGCUGACGGCGGGUCUCUCCGCAGGAGACAUGCACGACUUCUUCGUGGGGCUCAUGGGGAAGCGGGCGGCGGAGCCCGGGCGGCCGGCGGGGCAGGGGAGCGGCGGCCCGUCCCCCCGGUGCUCCCCGGGACCCUCCGCGGCCGGCGGGGCCCCGCUGCGGGCGGCGUGAGCCGCGGGCCGAGCCGGCGGGGCUGGACGGGUCUCGCCCCGCGGCCCCCCACCCCGUACCCACGGGGGCUCCGGCUGUGCCCCGUGGCGAGGCACCGGUCACCGGGGACUGCGCUGCGGCGGCGGUACCGGCUGCGGGGGCGUCCCGGGCGCGCCGCCGCCCACGGACCGUGGAGCCGUCGUGGAACCCGCCGGGGCUGGAGCACCCACACCUACAGCUGCGCCUGUCCGUACACCCGUGCACGUACACCUGUACCUGUAUACAUACACCUGUUUGCGUACGCCCGUGUACGUACACCCGUAUACACCCACCCGUGCGGGA
Grus americana (Whooping crane) is the source of this 810-nucleotide messenger RNA. Its product is annotated as translation initiation factor IF-2-like. Bases 43 to 489 code for a protein of 148 amino acids. The record is from RefSeq and is a predicted model, not a curated record. NCBI's taxonomy places the organism in Eukaryota, Metazoa, Chordata, Aves, Gruiformes, Gruidae. The transcript is spliced from 4 exons.